GCACGACCGAAUCAUCGACCCCGGACUCACACUCACCUUCUUGUACCUAUCUACCUAUGGCAUGAGGUCCUGCCGCUGUCAUUCGACGCGAGAUAAGCGGGCAGGGUCGAAGGUCUGGUUCCUGUCUUUUUCAGCCCCUCCUGCCAAUAUUUUCUCAGCUCUUGGAUGGGCAGGCGAACUGGGCCCAGAACGUGAGGAAUGUCACCAAAGACCUGUAUCCGUAGGCUAGCCUCCUUCUCUCCCAGUGUGUCUCUCUUUUUUUCCUCCUUCCUCCUUCCUCAUCGUCAUCUUUUUUUCUCUUCCUUCCAUUUACUCCACCCACAGACCCCAACCUGCGCCUGCCUCCCCGGUCCCGUCCAUUGAGCGAGUGACACUGUGACUGUGACAGUAGCUCAUCCCGUCGGACCCCGUCAGCCAUCUUCAUCGCCUGCUACCGUCGCCCUCCGGUCUGCACUCGGACUUUUUGUUCUCCUUUCGUCAUUGCAUCUUCCCGUCAAACUCUCUCGCGAUCAAGAAAGUGCUUCUUUUGAUCGUCACGGUCUUUAAUCUGCACAUUUGCGCCCACUAAUACGAGAAUCACACUUCACCUUAAACCCCCCUCUAACCCUUCCUUUCGUCUCACCACAUCUACGGCGCAAACAAAAUGAGAAACGCUGUUCUGCUCGCCGCCGGCCUGACGGCUAUUCGUCACGCGUCUGCCGCGUACGAUACGACAAUCUGCGGCAAGACAAACAAGUUUACGAGCUCAGAUACCCAAUUCAUCUUCCAGUCAAAUGCUUGGAACCCUGUUGGAAAUGGCUCCUCAUGCGUAUCGGUUGACCAGUCCGUUCCGGCCUUUGACGCCAACUGGAAUUGGGAAGAUGACAAGAACAACGUUCACUCGUUCCCCCAUGUCCGCUUCAACUCCACAAAGCUGCCAACUAAGCUGAGCGCCAUCAAGACGAUGCGCCUGGCGACGCAAUGGACCAUGCGCAAAGGCAACCCCGAGAACGACCCUCCUCGCGACUUUGCCGCCACCACCUGGGCGGAGAACAAGGCCGAGCUCAGCGGCGUCGUCGCCAAUGCCGCCUGGGAUUUCUUUGUCGACAAGAACAAGACGAAGACGUACAACCCCAUUGACUCGGAGGCGGAAAUCAUGAUCUGGCUGGGCAAGGUCGGAAACCCGUACCCGCUGAUGGGCGAUUCCAUCCUCACCAACAUCACACUCGGCUCGACAGAGUUCUCCCUCUGGUUCGAUACCAACCAGCGCAACCAAAAGGUUUUUACCUGGGUCACGCGCGACGGUUCCGACGUCACCCAGUUCGACGAGGAUAUCACGCCGCUACUCAAGUUCGUCCUGGACUCUGGAGAGAUUGACAGCGACUCGUGGCUCGGCCUCGUCGAGUUCGGCUCCGAGGCAUGGCACUCACCGGAGAACAUCACCUUCAGCGCGGCUCACUUUAGCAUGGACCUUGACAACGGCGACAGCGGUUCCAGCAGUGGCAGUGGUAGCGACGAUAAGAACGCAGCUGGAAGAGGCGCGCUCUCGGUGCUGAGUCUGGCUUCGGCUUUGCUGCUUUCGCUUUCAGCUUUGACUAUGUAGAUCUACAUACUUUUUUGUUUUUGCUACCACCAACAUGUCUCCGUAGAGGCGGAACGAGAUCACGGUUUGGAGCACAGCAUUUGAUUGUUUUGUUGAUGAUAUCCGGGGGUUUAAACAGUAACGGGCUUCAAAAUAGCAAUGAGUUCGAGGUUGUUUGAACCUGGACAGACAUUGUACUUAAUCGAUACAUAAUGGCAUAGAGAGAGCUGAAGAACCU
Molecule: messenger RNA, 1799 nt
Organism: Colletotrichum scovillei
Lineage: Eukaryota; Fungi; Ascomycota; Sordariomycetes; Glomerellales; Glomerellaceae
Exons: 4
Coding region: 644-1582 (312 amino acids)
Biological process (GO): polysaccharide catabolic process
Molecular function (GO): cellulase activity
Source: RefSeq, a predicted model, not a curated record